Messenger RNA from Chinchilla lanigera (long-tailed chinchilla), 3771 nucleotides. RefSeq names its product glutamyl aminopeptidase (aminopeptidase A) (gene Enpep). Gene Ontology annotation, molecular function: metalloaminopeptidase activity; peptide binding; zinc ion binding. The transcript has 20 exons. Bases 274 to 3117 code for a protein of 947 amino acids. Gene Ontology annotation, cellular component: cytoplasm. Gene Ontology annotation, biological process: proteolysis; peptide catabolic process. NCBI's taxonomy places the organism in Eukaryota, Metazoa, Chordata, Mammalia, Rodentia, Chinchillidae. The record is from RefSeq and is a predicted model, not a curated record.
CGCGUGGUUCAUAAGGGGGCCGCUCCCAUCAGCAGCCCCGCAGCCAGUACUCCUCUUUCGCGCCGGCGCCGCAGCUGCCGUCCCUCCCCGGGCGGGCGGGAGCCUGGAGGAGCACACAGGACCCCAGAGGCCGCGGGGAGAGGAGGUUAAAAGCCAGGACAGGCUGCCAACCCAGGGAGUCCCUUCCAGUUUUGGGGAGGAAGUCAGCUGACACCGCUCAGUUGAAUUUAACAUCCUUCCACGCGUAACUUUGGACGGUGGGCGGCAGCCACGAUGAACUUUGCAGACAAAGAGGACUCCAGGAGAUACUGCAUCCGGGCCAAGCACGUGGCCAUCAUCUCCGCGGUGGUGGUGGCCGUGGGGCUCAUCGUGGGGCUGUCCGUGGGUCUGACCCGCUCGUGUCCCGGCGACACGGGGACCCCGGACCCUCCCCCCGCGGGCCCGUCGGAGGUCCCCCCACAGGACCAGAACCCCUGCCCGGCCAGCGAGGACGCGAGUGGGCCGUGGACGGGCUUCCGGCUGCCGGACUCUGUCGUGCCGGUACACUACGACCUGGAGGUGCGGCCGGAGCUGGAGCAGGACACCUACACGGGCAACGUGACCAUCGCCCUGGGCCUGACCGCGCCCACGCGCUUCCUGUGGCUGCACUUGCGCGAGACGCGGCUCACACGGGUCCCCGAGCUGCACACGCCCGCGCGCGCUCCCGUGCCCAUCACUCGCUGCUUCGAGUACCGCGCGCAGGAGUUCGUGGUGCUGGAGGCCGCGCAGCAGCUGCCCACCACGCCGGACGACGCCCUCUACAGCCUGAGCCUGGGGUUCGCGGGCCGGCUGGACGGCUCGCUUGUGGGCUUCUACCGCACCACCUACACCGAGGGCGGCCGGGUCAAGAGCAUCGCGGCCACUGAUCAUGAACCAACAGAUGCCAGGAAAUCCUUCCCAUGCUUUGAUGAACCCAACAAAAAGGCAACUUUCACAAUAUCUAUCAUCCACCCCCAGGAAUACAAUGCACUUUCAAACAUGCCAGUGGAGAAAACAGAGACACUGGAUGACAGUUGGAUUCGAACGACUUUUCAGAAGUCUGUUCCCAUGAGCACUUACCUAGUGUGCUUCGCUGUGCACCAGUUCACCUUCGUACAGAGAACCUCCAACAGUGGAAAAUCCCUGAGGAUUUAUGUCCAGCCAGAGCAAAAUCACACAGCUGAAUAUGCUGCAAACAUAACCAAAAUUGUGUUUGAUUACUUUGAAGAAUACUUUGCUAUGAAUUAUUCUCUUCCUAAGUUAGAUCAAAUUGCUAUUCCAGAUUUUGGCACUGGUGCCAUGGAGAACUGGGGCCUUGUCACUUACAGGGAAACGAACCUGCUCUACGACCCUGAGGAAUCGGCUUCAUCCAAUCAGCAGCGGGUGGCCAUGGUGGUUGCCCAUGAACUUGUGCAUCAGUGGUUUGGAAAUAUUGUGACCAUGGACUGGUGGGAUGACUUGUGGCUGAAUGAAGGAUUUGCUUCUUUCUUUGAGUUCCUGGGAGUAAACUAUGCAGAAAAAGACUGGCAAAUGCUUGACCAGGUGUUACUUGAAGAUGUAUUACCUGUACAAGAAGAUGAUUCUUUAAUGUCUUCUCAUCCUAUUGUUUUUUCUGUGUCAACCCCUGCUGAAAUCACAUCUGUUUUUGAUGGAAUAUCCUACAGCAAGGGAGCUUCCAUUCUGAGAAUGCUGGAAGACUGGAUGACGCCAGAGACAUUCCAAAGAGGAUGUCAGAUUUACUUGCAAAAAUUCCACUUCAAGAAUGCAAAAACUUCAGAUUUUUGGGAAGCAUUGGAAGAGGCCAGUAAUCUACCCAUAAGAACAGUGAUGGACACCUGGACAUCCCAGAUGGGUUACCCUGUGCUGGCUGUCAGUAACAAAACAACCAUCACACAGAAACGCUUUCUGCUGGACUGGAGAGCAGAUCCGUCCCAGCCACCUUCAGAUCUCGGUUACACGUGGAAUAUUCCAGUUAAAUGGACCGAAAGUAAUGUAUCAACUACUGUAGUCUACAAUAGGUCAGAAAAAGGAGGAAUCACUUUGAAACCUCCUGAUCCUAAUGGAAAUGAUUUUCUCAAAAUAAACCCAGAUCAUAUUGGAUUUUAUCGUGUAAAUUAUGAAGUACCAACUUGGGAACAGAUAGCUUCUGAUCUUGUGUCAAACCACAUGGACUUUUCUUCUGCUGACCGUGCAAGUCUUAUUGAUGACGCUUUUGCCUUGGCAAAAGCUCAGCUUCUAAAUUAUAGGGAGGCUCUGAAUUUGACCAAGUAUCUCAAGGAGGAACGGGGUUAUCUACCAUGGCAGAGAGCCAUCUCAGCUGUAACCUACAUCAUUAGCAUGUUUGAAGAUGACCAGGAGCUGUAUCCGCUGAUCGAGGAAUACUUCCAAAGUCAAGUGAAGCCCAUUGCAGAUUCUCUAGGAUGGACAGAUACCGGUGACCACCUCACAAAGUUACUCCGUGCCGCUGUGUUAAGCUUUGCCUGCAAGAUGGGUGAUAAGGAAGCCUUGAACAAUGCUUCCUCGUAUUUUGAAGACUGGGUAGCUGGGAAGAUAAGCAUUCCGGUAAAUCUCAGGCUUCUGGUUUAUCGGUAUGGCAUACAGAACUCUGGCAAUGAGACAUCAUGGAACUAUACCCUAGAACAAUACCAGAGUACUUCAUUAGCUCAAGAAAAAGAAAAACUGCUUUAUGGAUUAGCAUCAGUGAAGAGUGUUCCUCUUUUGGCAAGGUAUCUGGAUUUGCUCAAGGACCCAAACGUUAUUAAAAGUCAGGAUGUGUUUACAGUCAUCCGAUACAUCUCAUAUAACAGUUAUGGGAAGACAAUGGCCUGGAAUUGGAUACAGCUCAACUGGGACUAUCUGGUCAACAGAUUUACAAUCAAUGACAGGACCCUGGGCCGGAUUGUCACAAUAGCAGAGCCAUUCAACACAGAAUUACAGCUCUGGGAGAUGAAGAGCUUUUUUGCAAAAUAUUCAGAAGCUGGAGCAGGAGAACAACCUAGGCAGCAAGUCCUGGAAACCGUGGAAAACAAUAUUGAGUGGCUAAAGCAAAAUAGAAAUGCCAUAAGAGAGUGGUUUUUUGAUUUACCAAAGAACGGUUAAUGUGUCAGAUGUCAUGUUUUUAAUUUUGUGAAUCUGUAGUUUCUCCUAUGAAGCAAAAACAUUUAAUAUCUAAUUUAGCAACACUGCAGAGGGAGCCUGAUAAAUGAUGCUGCUUUUACUAAGUGCUACGCUGAUGUCUGGCAAAGCUUUUAAAUUGUUCUUCUUUGUUUAUGAAGGAAGAUACUAAUGGAGUAUUUAAUAUACUCAGGGAUUUCUUCUAAGUGUACUUCAUAGGAGAUUCUUUACAAACUGAAGAGAAUUUAAUAGUCAUUUUAAUGUCUUUAAAUAUCAUUCUUUGUAUCUUAAAUCUGUGAAAAUAGAACAAUUUGGUCUUAGCUUUACAUUUUCAGUACCAAAGAAACACCACUUAAUCUUCUCUCUUGAUUGAUUUUUAAAGUUUAAAUACCAGUACUUGAGGGACAUAUUACCAUCUUAAUCUUUAUUUUAUUAUUCUGAAUUACACAGACCUAAUAUCAUUUUAUUCACAUAUUUCUUACUACUUUAAAUCCUACCAAAGUAACCUGGGCUUAAGUUUUGCUGGAGGACUGCAUGAAUUAGCCAAAGAAAUGGCUGACUGUUGGCUUUUCUCUUAUAAAAUCAAUAAGGGAACUCUUCAUUCUUUUUAAAAUAAAUCUAAACUACUACCUUGAAAAA